AUGCGAGCAAUUCUUGUAAAAGGCGGGCAAGGAACGGCCGAUAGCCUCUACAUUGGAGAUGCACCUACACCAACUCCUCGUCCGACAGAAGUCAUAGUCCAGAUCAAGGCAUUUGGAUUGAAUCGAAUGGAUAUUUCCCAAAGAGAGGGAAAGUAUCCACCUCCUCCAGGGUCAUCGAAUAUCCUGGGAGUUGAGUUCUCUGGAAUCAUCAGUCAACUAGGUUCAGAUGUGUCAACUUGGAAGAUUGGUGAUGAAGUUCUUGGACUUGCGGGUGGGGGAGCAUACGCGGAGUUUAUAGCCGUCAAUGAGACGCACAUCAUCCCGAAGCCUGCACAUUUGACAUGGACUGAGGCAGCUAGUAUUCCUGAAGUCUUCUUGACGGCCUUCCAAGCCUUAGUCGUGAUCGGACAAGUCAAACAAAAUGACAAUGUUCUCGUACAUGCAGGCGCUUCAGGUGUGGGUGUAUCCGCAAUUCAGUUGGCCCGAGUAUAUGGCGCACGCACUGUUACCGCGACGACAUCAACCCAAGAAAAGAUUGACUGGCUUUUGAACCUUCCAAACGGCGCAACGCACGCGGCCAACUACAAAACCGAGGAUUUCGCCGCAGUGGUGAAAGAGGUCACUGAAAAUAAAGGGGCUAAUGUCGUCAUCGAUUUCGUUGGGCGAACCCACUUCAAUAAAAACAUUGAAGCGAUGGCUAUUGAUGGUAGAAUGACCAUGUUGGCUUUGUUAAGCGGAACUGUCGUCGAGUCGGUCAAUCUCGCUCCAAUCCUUUACAAGAGACUUCAUAUAGAAGGAUCGACGCUGCGUUCGCGUUCACUCGAAUAUCAGAGAGAUUUGAUCGCAAAGUUCUACAAAGAAGUCUUCCCCAAGAUUACCGGGGAGUCUGGGGCUGGGCCUAUUCGGACAUACAUUCACAAGGUGUAUCCAUGGACUGAAAUUCAGGCCGCACAUCGGGAGAUGGAGGCGAACAGUAACAGUGGUAAAAUCAUUGUAGAGGUAGUGUAG
Psilocybe cubensis is the source of this 1008-nucleotide messenger RNA. RefSeq lists its product as uncharacterized. The transcript is spliced from 9 exons. Gene Ontology annotation, molecular function: oxidoreductase activity. The record is from RefSeq and is a predicted model, not a curated record. The coding region runs from base 1 to 1008 and encodes 335 amino acids. NCBI's taxonomy places the organism in Eukaryota, Fungi, Basidiomycota, Agaricomycetes, Agaricales, Agrocybaceae.